This is a messenger RNA of Solanum verrucosum, 681 nucleotides long. RefSeq lists its product as uncharacterized. The record is from RefSeq and is a predicted model, not a curated record. The coding region runs from base 1 to 681 and encodes 226 amino acids. The transcript has 3 exons. NCBI's taxonomy places the organism in Eukaryota, Viridiplantae, Streptophyta, Magnoliopsida, Solanales, Solanaceae.
AUGGAGCAUAAAGAAAAGUUUGUGGUUUCUUACAUUUAUGCCAAAUGCAGAGAGCAGCUGGGAAGACCUCUCUGGGACAGAUUGUUCCGCUUUUCUAACAUGGAUAUCCCUUGGUGUACCAUAGGGGAUUUUAAUGUUAUUACAUCUACUGAGGAAAAGGCAGCAGAGGCUAGAGUGUGGAAAAGGCUGGACAGAGCUAUGGUCAAUGAUAAGUGGCUGGAUCUCAUGCCCCAAACUACCAUUACUCACCUCCCUUCUGUUGGUUCUGAUCAUUGUCCACUACUCAUGGAAAUGGAAAAGAAGAUCUCUGGGAAUCCUAUGUGGAGACUACAGCAGAAGAUGAAAUUAUUAGCUUCCACUUUGAGUACUUGGUCCAAGAAGGAAUAUGGCAAUAUUUUUUCUAAUGUUGUUAAUUUUGAGGAGCAAGUCAAAGCUGCUGAAGAAGAUGUCAUACAACAAAACACUGAAGAAAAUAGAACCAAGCUUCAUAUUAUCAAUGCUCAAUAUAUCAAGUAUAUUAAAUUGGAAGCUUCCAUCCUCAAACAGAAAACUCAACUCCAAUGGUUCAAGGAGGGAAAUACUAAUUCUAAAUAUUUCCACUCCAUAAUGAGGGGUAGGAGGAGAAAGCUAUUCAUCCACAACAUUUGUACUGCUAAAGAUGCUUGGAUACAAGGAGACUGA